Messenger RNA from Annulohypoxylon truncatum, 2043 nucleotides. Its product is annotated as Thioesterase/thiol ester dehydrase-isomerase. The coding region runs from base 637 to 1518 and encodes 293 amino acids. The transcript is spliced from 3 exons. Lineage: Eukaryota; Fungi; Ascomycota; Sordariomycetes; Xylariales; Hypoxylaceae. The record is from RefSeq and is a predicted model, not a curated record.
UGAUUAUAUUUCUUGCUUUAGAUACCAAGCUUUCUAUGGGAUUUUCUUUCUUUAACACAUGUAGAGAACGAGCGGGUACCUAGGCAACCAAUUGAGACUGCUCUGCUAGUAUCUCUUCUAUUAUAGAUUUCUAGAAUAGGGGGCUAAGCCUGAGGUUGAUUGCAGAUAUAACAUACUCGUACGAAUGAUGUGGUAGGGAAAGCCAAUAGUUUACCUAUUCCAUUAGCAACAAGACUUCGACAGGAUCAUAUAUCGCCGAAUUAUCAGUACGCCGGAAGCCAAAAUAUAAUUACUAUCACUUCGACUAAACUCAAACUCCUGGAACUCCGAAUGUAGGAUCUUUCUUCCAGCUUACAUAAACAAACUACCUCGGCAUUAUCCUAUUCGGGGAACAAACGGGUCUAAGGCGGUUAGCGGCUGACGGAUAACUGGAGGAGCGAAAUUCGUUGGGAAAUGCGCAGUCAAGUGUCAAGGAGGGAAUGUCUCAACAGCCCGCCGCAUAACGACAAGAGAAAUAUGGGAAGUCGACGAGGAAGAUUCUAGUAUCGGAAUUAGUCCAAUUGGUUCAAUAGCCACGAAAAGAGUCCCGCUGGCUUGGGGAGGCCCCCACUCGGCCUUGGAACCCCUAUCGCGACCAUGUUCGCCGCGCGAAUCCAAGCCGGUGUGGCUAGGGUCGUGCGCAACCGUCAGCUACCCGUUGAACCGACUAUAAAUCUGAUCCUACGUCCGACCCGGCGGCAGCCUCUAUUAUCUUGUCGCUUUGUCAGCACAUCCCCUACCCAAGAUCCACCCCGACCAUCAUUCCUCCGCCGCGCCGCCUCCUUCCUAGCCGCCAGCUUCGCAUUCACGUUACUCGGCACCGCGAUGGCAGCCGCGCCCGCCAUCCCCACCGUCAGCGAGCUGCUGAACCCGCCGACGGACGAGGAGACGCUGACCAUGUUCUCGCCGGAGACGGAGCACCAGCGCGAGGUCGAGGCCUUCAUCCAGAACCAUGCGCUCACGCGAGAACUGCGCGCGAAGCCGGAGUUCUCCGAGGCUCGGCCGCACCUCAAGAUCCCGCCGGCCUACCGCAGCUACAACCUGACGGGCGGGACGCUGAUGGGCCCCGGGCGGCUCGUGGUGCCGCCCCUGAUCUUCGCGGAGGAGGGCGGCAAGAGCCUGGUUUCCAUCUCGUAUCUGGGUGACGAGCUGUGCGGGCACCCGGGCAUCGUGCACGGCGGCCUGCUCGCGACGAUCCUCGACGAGGGGCUCGCGAGGUGCUGCUUCGCGGCGCUGCCCCACAAGAUCGGCAUGACGGCCAACCUCAAUAUUAACUACCGCGCGCCGGCGCCGGCGGGCUCCUACGUCGUGCUCCGGGCUACGACGACGAAGGUCGAGGGGCGCAAGGCCUGGGUCGAGGGCCGCAUCGAGACGUUGGUCGGCGAGGGCGAGAAGCCCUUGGUUCUUGCGGAGGCGACGGCGUUGUUUGUCAUGCCGAGACAGGCUGCGAUGAUGGCGAACGUUUACCCUACGACAUGAGCACACUGAGCAUAUACAGGCAACAGGCUACAUAGAUCGACGAUGAAUAGAUUUUAUUAGACCGGGAUAGACGAUGGGCAUUGCGUCUGCUACGGAGUUUGCUGGGUUAAGAGCUUGCAUUGCUUAAGAUCUCGUACGGUGUCUAUGUAUUUACCCCGGCCAGACCUGAUAAGCCGGGGUUAUGAUUUCGAAUAGAGUAGAAAUGAUCAAGAUUCUGAACCAGGUUAGGUCUUGUCUUAUACGUGAUAUAUGAGUGAUGUGUAUAUCAUCAAUGCUUAACUAUGAAAAAAGGGGUUAAGUGGUUGUCUGGCUAAUUGGCUGCCUCUUCGUGCCAUUCAGAGGACCGCGUCAAAUAUCGUAGAACGAAACAUCUCUUCUCCUAGGUAAUAUAACUUAUCCCCUGUGUAUUACGCAGCUAGAUGACGUAGUCGCCAUUGUAUCAACAAAUCUGUUCAAGGAGUACCUAAGCGUAUAUAUAGAAGAAAAGGCCCAAUUCACUCCUUGAUUGUUAAAAUGUCUAAAACA